Messenger RNA from Teleopsis dalmanni, 2101 nucleotides. RefSeq names its product G-protein coupled receptor Mth2-like. NCBI's taxonomy places the organism in Eukaryota, Metazoa, Arthropoda, Insecta, Diptera, Diopsidae. The transcript is spliced from 7 exons. Gene Ontology annotation, biological process: cell surface receptor signaling pathway; G protein-coupled receptor signaling pathway. Gene Ontology annotation, molecular function: G protein-coupled receptor activity. The record is from RefSeq and is a predicted model, not a curated record. Gene Ontology annotation, cellular component: membrane. The coding region runs from base 6 to 1613 and encodes 535 amino acids.
CAAAAAUGUUUAAAAUGAAGCGAACUCCAGUCCACAUAAAUAGACUUCUACUUUUAGGUUGCGCAUAUCUAAUCUUUCUUUUGCCAUUGACUUUAGCACGAAUACCAAAUUGUGAGUUCCACGAUACUGUCAAUAUAACUGGUAGUUUACGCUACAACAACGGUUCCUAUUUGCAUGAUGGUGUGAUAAUACCACCUAAACUCAUCGGCGAAUAUGAUUAUGAGGUGCUCUAUGACGGUCUUGAAUUGACUGUGGGGAAACAUGUACGCGGUUGUAUCUGUAAACUAAAACCUUGCGUUAAAUUGUGUUGUCGCCCAAAACAAAUUAAAAAAGAAAACUUAAGAGAAUGUGAAAUUGAUGCUAAAACAGAACUUGAACUGUCACCUUACGUGAAUAUAACUUUCAGCAAUGGUACGGAGCAGAGCAUACAUGUAUUAGAGGAAUUUUAUGUUCAGCAUGGAAUACCCUGUUAUGACGCUUACAAGUUGACACCAGAUAGCGAGGAGGACGAUGAAUGGAAACUCUUCGAGAAUGGCACAUUGAUGCGUUUGUUUGACAAUGCCUUAAUGACAAAACGUGAUUAUUGCUUAACACCACAUGAAGUAAACGGUGUAUAUUUGCUUACUCCAAUGAAUUGUCCAAACUAUGAAGAGCAGUCAAAUAAUCACUUCGCUAACAAUCUUGCAAUGUUAAUAUCUAUACCCUUUUUGGUGUUGACAAUCUUUGUGUAUAUCUUCAUACCGAAAUUGAGGAAUUUGCAUGGAAAAUGCCUUAUUUGCUACUUAUUUUCUUUAACGGUUGGUUAUAGUGUCCUGGUAACCAAUAACUAUUUCAGCAAACAAUAUAAUGAUUUCACUUGCAGUUUUGUAGGAUUCAUGGCUUAUUUCUUUUUUAUCGCGGCAUUUUUAUGGUUAAGUGUGAUAAGUUUUGAUCUCUGGCAUAAUUUCCGAGGCACCAGUUGCAAUGUUAACCGUUAUAUGCAAAACAAACGUUUUGUUAUUUAUUCUCUCUAUGCAUGGGGAAUUGCUGGGAUUCUCACUUUCGCAACCAUACAGGGUCAACUAUCAAGUAUCGAUAAUCAUAUUAAACCCGGAAUUGGCGACGAAUAUUGUUGGCUUAAAACCGAUGAUUGGUCAGCUAUGAUAUAUUUCUAUGGGCCGAUAAUGUUACUAAUUUUAUUUAAUGUGAUUAUGUUUAUACUGACUGCUACAAAAAUUUAUCAAGUUAAAAGGGACUUGGAGCGUAUUGUGGCUCGUGAAAAUGAUCAGAGGUGUUUGCGGUCAGAGAAAGAAAAUUUUGGUUUAUUCCUACGUUUAUUUAUUGUGAUGGGAAUUACUUGGAUGCUGGAAGUUAUGUCGUAUUUGGUAGGCUCUGACAACACUUGGUCCAUAUUUUUUUAUGUACCGGACUUUUGCAAUGCGGCGCAGGGAAUUAUAAUAUUUGUACUUUUUGUACUUAAGAAAAAAGUGAAAAAACUUAUAAAAAAGAGAAUAAAUGCAGCCGAAGAAGCAAAUCCUUUUUUGACAAACACCAAACGUAUAAAUUCGACAAGAAGCACCUCAAAGUCGCAAACAAGUGCCAUAUCACUCAUCAGAGUUAAUUCCAAUCGUUAGUUGCUAUAUGUACGCUUUCUUCAACUGCAAACAUAAAACCCCAAAUUCAUUAUCCUGUUAUCCUGUUGCGACUAUUCAACUCGACAUUAAUUGUAAACUUCAUUAAGCUUUUAAAAGUUAUAACGCCCGUCUCGUGUGAAGACCAAGUUUGGACCCAAAGUAUGCACUUAGCGCAUAAAGAAAUAAAAAUUAGUUUGUAUUUUAAAUAUAUAUGUUUCAUAGUAUUAUAUGUAGUUUAAUUUAUUUUUAAUACUCUUGAAGUAUUAUAUUUUAUAUUUUGUAACUAAAACUCUAAAUAUAUGUUUGUUGUUAAGAUUUCCUUAGUGUUUGUAUCGGCAUGCAUUUUGUAAAUGUAUUAUAUUGUAAAUUGUAAGAAUCUCAUCAAUAUUUUUCAUUCAUAAUUUUUUUAAAAGAAAUUGUACUGCUUUGAACAAAAUUAAUUUAUUAUUAUGUGUAUUGUAAUAUAAACCAAAUAAAACUUAAUUGUA